AUGAGGCUGUCAACAGGGCCGCAGACGGCCAACCACUUUUGGCCACGGUUAUGGAUGUCGGCAAGGCCACUCGGGGGCGAGGCAAGGAAGGCAAAGGGCAAAGGCCGCCUUCCUGUCAGGGAGACCAUUGUGGACGACGUUGACUCCCGCGUCUUUGUUCAAGGAGGUGCCUGGAUCUCAAAAAACACGGCACUGCUGACAGAAGCUGCUACAGCCCCUGACUCAGCAACCUGUGUCUUAGUUCUGGAAGGCUCUCACUUGUACAAGCAAGUGUGUCGUGAGGAAAGAUACUUCAAACCCAAGAUUGUACAAGGGUUGCUGCAGUCGUUUGUUGCUGACAGACUAAAAUGCAGCGUCGCUCUGUGUAUUGAGGACGACAUAGGCGCGCCCUUGGAUGACAUCACAGAUGACAGCGAAUCCAGCACCAGCGAGCACGAUGACGAGAGUGACGAAGGAGACUUUUUCGAAGAAGGGACUCAGCAUUUGAUUGACGCAGACCUUACGAGUGAAGACAUCUGGUGGGCUGGCUGGGUCCUGAGCAUAGCCAAGGAAGACGCAUGGCCCGUCCUUCUCAAAAUGUACAAGUUGGAAACGGGGGGAGACGUUUGGAAGGGUGAGCAACUGGUCUUUGCGAAGCGAAAAGUCGUUGAGCGGCCUUCCCAAGGUUGGCAAGAAGAUAUCAGUGCGUCUGGGGCCGUCACAAUGAUUUUGCACGCGGCAAUCAAACCUGAGCAGAGCGAUGAGAUGUAUCUGUCGGGUUCGGAGAUCCAAGAUGAAGAGGAACAGGAUUCGGACGAGGGAGGUCCAAGCAGGCGGGACGACACUCGAAGAACCAAGAAGAGUGUCAUUGCCCCUGUCAAGCAAGAUUCUAAGUGGGCGUUACAUCUUACUGUAGCCCCUGCUGUUGGAGAGGGGGUGCAAAUCACUGAAGUUGAGCCUGCUAAGGAGAGGCUUGGCCAGAUCUUGGGGCGGCAAAAGUUACAUUAUCGGGGCGCCGAGUGGUUCCAAACCAUCGAUUUGAUGCUACAAGAGGAGCGCCUGCGGCGCAAACGCCUCAAAAAGAACGCCGGCAUCAUCGUCGGCGAGUCUCCUCCGGAGGGCUCCACCAAGGAUACCGCCACUUGCGUGGAGACUUCCCCUUCUCCCGCCAAGCAAGCGGCGGCCAAACGCGGCCAGGGGGGCCCUGUCAGAAGCUCGAAGAUGUUGAGGGUCAGCUUCCACGAGGGCGGCCGCGGCGCGCCCGUCACGCACAUGGUGGAAGUGCCAAAAUGCCACAGCGUUGCUACGUUCAAGAGCACGGUUAAGGACGCGUUGGCUGACGAAGACAUCUUUGGGGAGGAGAUCCGGAGCGCCAAGCUGAAGUGGACAUAUGUACAAAGCGACGGGGACACGUGCGAGCUGGACAUAUCUCCAUUCACGGAGGCAUCGGCGUUAGAAAGUAGUUCUGCAUUGCACGUGUAUCUACUGCUCAGGAAAUAAAUGCUUAGCUGACACCCCGCUGACACCAAAUACAGUUUGGACAGCUUACCUUAAAAAGAUUUGAGGUGGUCGGACUUGUAGUAAACCGUUUGUACAGACUGUGCGGCUCUCCGCGGUCACAGCAGCCAAAUGAUGCUGCCGCGCGCUGGCCAUCCGUCCC
This is a messenger RNA of Klebsormidium nitens, 1639 nucleotides long. The record is from the annotation of a GenBank genome assembly. NCBI's taxonomy places the organism in Eukaryota, Viridiplantae, Streptophyta, Klebsormidiophyceae, Klebsormidiales, Klebsormidiaceae.